Molecule: messenger RNA, 1956 nt
Organism: Trichophyton verrucosum HKI 0517
Lineage: Eukaryota; Fungi; Ascomycota; Eurotiomycetes; Onygenales; Arthrodermataceae
Exons: 1
Coding region: 1-1956 (651 amino acids)
Molecular function (GO): protein binding
Source: RefSeq, a predicted model, not a curated record
AUGGCUUCAAGUCCUGCGGCCAGGCAUGGUUCAAAUUCAAAUUCCGAUAAUGGGGACUACAGGAAAAAGACAACGAACACUUCCGCUGCCCUUCAAGGAGCAACUCUGGCGUUCGCAUCACAAACACGCCAAAAACAGCCACGCAACAGCGGGAGCCCAGAGAGAAGGAUACCAGAGCCCAGGCAGCCAGCGGGGCGAGCUAUCCAUGAUGGAGCUCGAAAAGCAGCUCUGAUUGCGGACGCCGCUGCAAUCCACAAUCGGACCGGUGCUGGUGCUGACGAGGGUGAUGAUGAACAUCUGGUUACAACAGGCACUGGGACAGCUGUGAAGGACAGGAUUCAGCUCUUUGCUCAUCCAACUAGUAGUGGUGGUGGCGGAGGAGGAGGAGGAGGAGGAGGUUCUACCACAGGAGAAACUCGAGUUCCACAACUUGCCGAGUCUAUGGAGACUGUAACCUCGGCCCAGAACAACGACCCAACGGCCUAUAGAAAAGCCAGCAUAAAUGCUACCAUAGUGACGCAGCCAAAAAUAGGGCCAGAAUACAACACGCAGCGCAUUGCAGCUAAACUUGCUGUGGAUAGAUCUGCUGCGGGCUCCAAAGCAAGAUCAGGGUCCCCGUCCCGGGCCGCCUCUGCUGCUACGAUAAGCUCGCCGCGAGCCAGGGAAUAUCAAGAGUUUAUUACACAUGAGGCCCAGCGUGUCCCAAAUUCGCCAGCUAUCCGUGAAGAAGUCGAUAUAGGUACUAUCGUUAUGAGCUCGAGGAGGGACAAAGGCAAUGUACCUCCAGAUUCGGAUGUGACCGAUGCAGGACAGCUCUCAGCUGCACAAAACAUGCCAACGCAGCAGAAAUAUGGAGUCAAUACCCCUCCUCCGCUUCCGAACAGGUCAGUAAUGACCAGAGAUAAUCCAUUGUCAAGAAAGAUGGAUUCAGAACCUGACCAAGGGUCUCAUCCACGACCUCCUCCUCUACCGCGGCGUGAUAGAACCAUCACUCCACCUCCAGCUCUACCCCCAAGAUCCUCUACAGCUCCUCAGGGCAAGGAGAAACCACCGCCUCCAGCACCACGGCAAUCGAUAACGACUGCGUCUUCAACCAUUGAUAGGCCUCUGACUCCACGUAAACCGCUCCCUUCCUUGCCUUACCAGAAUCCGCGACCAAAUACGCUCCCCCAUGCUCGCGCAAGCCCACUACGAUCCCAGCACUCUGGGGUUUCCGAGAGUGCGUUGGCCGAUGCAAUCGCAGCUUCAACGCUGGCAUCCCGUCGCACUCCGUCACCGUCCAAAGGCCAUAGCAGCAACAGUAGCAACCCUCCUCCGCUACCGCCUAGUCGACGAUCAAGAUCUCGCUCGUUUCUGCAAGUUAGCCACAGUGGCAACCGCAGCGACCGGCCAGACAGGGGAGACAAUAAUGGCAAAAGCAGAAGGACACCCAGCCCCAACAAGACGACGACCAUGAAACGGACAAUGCGAGCCCCCGCCCUGCCUGAGCCGGACUUUGCAGCCGGCGAGAUACAUCGAAGCAAGGAACAUGGCCGGAAAAUCAUCCGAACGCACCCGCAUAAGCAUCGAGAAGGCGAUCGCAAGCGUUGGCGUGACAGGGUGACUGCAGCGGAGAGGAAGCGCUACGAGGGGGUGUGGGCAGCGAACAAAGGCCUGUUUGUAGGCGUGCAUGAACAGGUCAAUAUCAAGGAUAGAUCUGUUAUCCUGGAGGAGACUGUAUCGAGCAUGGUGGUCCGGGACAUCUGGACUCGGAGCAGGCUACCGACGCAGAUGCUGGAACAAAUCUGGAAUAUUGUUAGCCACCAUGCAUAUGGGCUGCUGUCUCGGGAGGAAUUUGUCGUAGGGAUGUGGUUGAUCGACCAGUGUCUGAAAGGGCAUAAGCUGCCCGUCAAGGUAUCACAGAGCGUCUGGGACAGCGUGAGAGUGGUAUCUUCAGGGGCAGCUAGAGGCCACUGA